AUGGCCGCUGUCGCUGCUGCUACUGAACCUGUUCUCGAUGACGCCAAAAACGGCCUUAGCGUUGCUGCCACUCCCGCCGAUGUAGAGGAUACGACAGCGUCUAAGAAGAAGAAGAAGAACAAGAAGAAGAAGGGCAAGAAGAACGCUGCUGCAGAAGCUGCUCCCGCCGCCGCCGCCGCCACCGAGACUCCUGGUGAGUCUCAAGAGGCUGACGACGACGUCAAGGCCGAGGACGAGAAAGCGCCCGAAGCUGCCGACAAACCUGUCGAGGAGGUCAAGGCGGACGCAGUAGCCGAAUCUACACCUGAAGCUCCCGCCGAGGUCGCGCCGCCUGUCGAGGAAAAGGCUGUCGAGGAGAAAGCAGAAGAGCCCUCCGUGACCGAGUCUGCUCCUGAACCACCCAAAGAACAAGCAGCCGAGUCCAGCGAGAGCCCAGCGGAUGCGCCUGUCGAGGAGCAGAAAGAGCCAGAAUCGAAGCCUGCCGAGGCUGCCGAAGAACAUGCUCCGGUAGAGCCCACUGAAGCUGAGCCGGCCACGGAAGAGUCUGCUCCCGAACCUGCUGCAAAGGAAGAGGCACAACCUGCUGAAGAGACUGCUACUGUAGAGGGGCAGGCCCCCGAAUCGAAGGAGUCAGAGGUCCCGGAAGCUGCAGCAGAGUCGAACACGGUUGAACCGGUAGCUGCAGCUCCAGAGCCCGAGUCGCAGGAGACCGAAGCAGCUAACACUACACCUGAAGCUCCUGUUGAGACUGCCACUGCCGAAGAAGUUUCACCACCGGCCGAGGAGGAGGCUAAGGACGAGCCAGUUGUUCAGGAAACAGCUGAAACGGUCGAACCAUCCACCGAGAAGGCCGAGUCCGCGCCGGAACCAGCGGUCGCCGAAGCUCCCAGCACUGAGGAGCCUAAGGAAGAGCCUAAGGAGGAAGCUAAAGAGAAGCCAGAGGCUGUCAACACUGUUGACGAAGCUGAAUCUAUCGCGCCCGCCUCUGACGAGCCUGUCGCAAAGGAGGAGGAACCUACCGUGGAACAACCUGUUGAAACCACGGGAAAUGCCAAGGAAGCCGCAGCUGAACCAGUUGUAGAAGCUUUUACCAAGGAACCGACUGCUGAGACCCCUGAGGAACCAGCCGCCACCACGGAAGAAGCCGCUCCUGAGCCAGUCAAGGAAGAAGCACCUGUUAAACCCUCCGAACCAGCUGUUGAGCCAGCUGCUGAGGAAGAAAAGACAGCCGAACCGUCUGAACCAGUUGUGGCUGCCGUCGAACCGACUGCUGCAGCCACCGAAGCAGUAGAAGAACCGGCUGCUGAGACGACACAAGCUACGGAAGAAACUGCGCUAGCUGAGGAACCUGAGGCUGCUGUAGAGGCUAAAACCGAGCUAGUUGCUGAAUCUGCUAAUACUUCCGACGAGAAGCCUGCUGAAGCAGCCCCAGAGACCUCGGAAGCACCUGCUGAGAAGACGGCCGACGUUGCUGAAGAUUCAGAAGACAAAGAGACGGCUGUGGAAGAAUCUAAGCCUGAAGCUGUUGAAACGACAGAGCCUGCUGCCGCUGAUGUUCCGGUUAAAGAAACGCCUGACGAGAAAGCCGCAGACGAGCCAGAACCCUCUCUAGAGAAAGCCGAGACCUCGACCGAAACCGUUGAACCUACACACGAGCCGGUCGAACAACCCACUGAAGUAGCAGAAGAGCCCGCAAAGGAGCAAGCCGCCGAGCCAGCUCCAGCUGUGGAGGAGUCUGCCAUCGAAGUUGCGGCCACGGAGGCACCCAAAGAAGCACCUGCUGCUCCAGCUGUGGAAGAAACAGUCGAUCAGACUGCUGCCGAACCCGUCGAGGCCGCAGAGCCUGUUGCCGAAGCUGCCGAAGAAUUCGCCAAGGCAGAGGAAGAGCCUGUCACUGAGGCUAAGGAAGCUCCUAUUGAAGCACCUGCGACCGAAGAGACACCGGCUUCCACCACAGAGGCGGCAGUGGAACCAGCUGUAUCGGAAGCUGUUGAAGCCGUAGCCGAAGCCGAACAACCUGAAGAGAAACCCGAGGAACCUGCGGCAGUAGAGGCAGUCAAGGAGUCUUCUACGGAACCAGCCACAGAAGCUGCUGCUCCUGAACCAGUCGAGCAUUCAGAAGCCGAAAAGCCCACUGAGAAAGCUGUCGAAGAAACCGCGGCAGCCGAACCAGCUACAUCAGAAGCGGUUGAAGCUGCAGCUGAAGUUGAACAACCUAAAGAGAAAUCAGAGGAACCUACGGUAGUCGAGGCAGUCGAGGAGUCUUCUGCUAAACCAGCCACAGAAGCUGAGAAGCCCGUCGAGGAAGCUAUCGAAGAACCUGCGGCAGCCGAACCAGCUGCAUCAGAGGAAUCUGCAGCAGUCAAGGAGUCUUCGACGGAACCAGCCAAGGAAGCUGCUGCUCCCCAGCCAGUCGAGCCAGUCGAGCCUUCAGAAGCCGAGAAACCGACCGAGGAAGCUGUCGAAGAACCUGCGGCAACCGAACCGGUUGAAGAACCCUCCGCUGUUGAAGCAACCGCUCCUCAGGUAGCCGAACCAGAAGCUGUCGAGGAACCUGUCAAGGAAGCAGCCACCGAAGUCGAAGCACCCAAGCCCGCUGCUCCUGAACCAGCUGAGCCUGAAGCCGAGAAACCCACUGAGGAAGCUGUCGAAAAACCUGCGGCAGUAGAACCGGUUGAAGAACUCGUCGCUGGUGAAGUAACUGCCCCCGAGGCAGUCGAACCAGAAGCUGUCAAAGGAGCGGCUACCGAAGUCGAAGAACCCAAGCCUACUGAGGCUGAGCCUAGUCAAGAACCCGUCGAGACCGUUUCUACCGAGGAGGUCAAGGAAGUCGCCGUCGAGGAACCAACCCCCGUCACUGCAGCUGCUGAGCCUCAAAGUGCAGAAGAACCAGCCGCCAAGCCAAGCGAAGCACCGAUCGAGCAACCCUCUACCGAAACCAUAGAAGAGAAGACCGGCGAACCUGCUGUCGAGGCUGUAAAGGAGGAACCUGCUGAGCCUGCAGCCGCCGUCGACGAGACUCAAGUCCCCGAAGUGCUCUCGACAGAAGCCACGGUCGAAACUGCCGCCAAGGAAGUCCCAGAGCCAGCUUCGGAAGCUACUGAAGCAUCUUUUGAGCCUGUGGCUCCUGCCGAGGAACCUGUUGAAGGAACCAAAGCUGCUGAGCCUGUUGAGCCUACCAUCGAAAAGGAGGAGCCUGUUGAAGAAGUCAAGGCUUCCGAAUCUGUCGAGGAACCGGUCGAAGAGACUCAAGCUACAGACGUGCCUUCUACAGAAGCCCCGGCUGAGCCCACUGUCGAGACAGUGAUAGAGCCCACCCCAGAAGAUACUGAGGCACCUGCUGAAGAACCCAAGGCAGAGGAGCCUGUUGAGGAAGUCAAGGCUUCUGAACCUGUCGAGGCGACUGUUCAGGCAACUGAAGAAGCUAAGACUGCAGAGACUACUGAGACUACUGAGACGCCUUUAGAGACCGUUGAAGCCGAAGCCACUGACAAAGCACCCGAGGUUGAAGAAAUCAAGGCCGCUGAGCCAGUGGAAGCACCUGUCGAAGCACCUGUCGAAGCCACUGACGAAGCACCCGAGGUUGAAGGAACCAAGGCCGCUGAGCCAGUCGAAGCACCAGUCGAUGCACCAGUCGAGGCGCCAGUCGAUGCAGCUGUGGAAGCACCCGUUGAAGCACCUGCUGAGGCAGCUGUGGAGGAACCUGUCGAAGAGACCAAGGCUAAAGAGGUUCCUGCUGCAGAUGAAGUUGAAUCCGCUGCAGAACCCAUAACAGCACCUGCUGAGUUCGAGGCUGUGGAGGAGAAGCCUGUAGAAGCACUCGUGGAAGCACCUGUGGAAGCACCAGUCGAUGCACCAGUCGAGGCGCCAGUCGAUGCAGCUGUGGAAGCACCCGUUGAAGCACCUGCUGAGGCAGCUGUGGAGGAACCUGUCGAAGAGACCAAGGCUAAAGAGGUUCCUGCUGCAUCUGAAGUUGAACCCACUACAGAACCCGUAACAGCACCUGUUGAGGUCAAGGCUGUGGAGGAGAAGCCUGUCGAGGCCGUGAAUGAGGGCCCUGCCGAAACUGUUCAAGAAACCCCCGCUCAGCCUACCGAAGAAAAGACAACCGUUGAAGAGCCCACAAAUUCUCAGGAAGAAACCGCUGAAAAAGUCGAAGAGUCCGAGGCACCAUCCACUUCCGAGAAGGUAGGAAUUGCUGCCGGUGUUGUAGCUGGUGCUGGGGCCAUUGCGGCUGCAGCUGUGGUUGCUUCUGACAAGACCGCGGAAGGAAAGCCCAAAGAGAAGACCCCCGAGCCUAUUGAAGAGCCCUCCAAGGUUGAUCACGUGGAAGCCUUACCGGUCAAGGCUGAAAAAGCAGAGCCUGUCGCCGAAAUUAAAGAACCAGCUCCUGCCGAAAAGUCUGUGACCGACGUCCAAGAAACCCCCGUUGUCAAUGGCGACAAAGCUGUCCCAGUUGAGGAACAAGUUCCAGAAGCCCCAGCGGUUGAAGACAAAAAGGAGCUAGUCCCUGUUGCUGAAGAUAAGCCUACAGUGACCAAAGCGCCUUCCAAAGAGUUCGGCUCAGACGCUCUUCACGCUAUUGAGGCUGUUGGUGGCGCUGGGGCUGUAGCGGCGGCAGUAGCAGUUGUAUCGGAGAAUACCAUUGCCUCUGGUUCCAAGGAAUCACAGCCCAAGGAAGCUGUUGUCGAAGAUCAGAAGACUGAGACUGUUCCCAUCCCUACCAUUGAAGCUCCAUCGGAGGGCGCAGAUGGAAAGAAAGCAGUUGACGUUAAAGAGCCACCGACUCCUGAGCCCGAAGCCGACCCAGCCCUGCAGUUGCUUGCUAAAGACCGCGAGACACUCCUUAAACAACUGGGAGGCUCCGUCUCUGCGCUGAAUUUGCUUGGUGACAGCACUGCGGCCGGAGAGCGCAUCAAGUCCUUUUGCCAGGAGAGUUACGUCUCAGAGCCUGCUGGGCCUUCGGCAACAAACGAAACAGAAGCUGCGCCUUCUUCCUCCAAACCUGCAAAGGAUGAUGGCAAGCCCCAGAAAGAUGAUGACACAAGAUCAACUGCAGGGGGUUCGGCGACAGCUAUUUCAUUGAAAUCGGAAAAUUGGUUGAAGGCUAUCUUCCGCUCAAUUUGGAAUACAAUCUUUGGCAACUUUUUUGGUAUUCGCCGAGGCAGAUCUGCAGAAUAA
Messenger RNA from Talaromyces rugulosus, 5181 nucleotides. RefSeq lists its product as uncharacterized. The transcript has 2 exons. NCBI's taxonomy places the organism in Eukaryota, Fungi, Ascomycota, Eurotiomycetes, Eurotiales, Trichocomaceae. The record is from RefSeq and is a predicted model, not a curated record. The coding region runs from base 1 to 5181 and encodes 1726 amino acids.